Vicia faba (fava bean) is the source of this 426-nucleotide messenger RNA. NCBI's taxonomy places the organism in Eukaryota, Viridiplantae, Streptophyta, Magnoliopsida, Fabales, Fabaceae. The record is from the annotation of a GenBank genome assembly.
AUGCCUUUUUAUGUGAAGGAUGUUGCAAACACAUAUAUUCUGGGAAAUGACCAUGCUUUGACUAAUGGAAGAUAUUGUAAGUUGGAGACAACGUGUGAAGAUUUCGGCAACAGUUUUGAGAAGUGCACCGUAUAUAAAGGAACAUUGUACAGUGGAGUCGAUAUUGCUGUUGAUUAUACUAUUGUUACUUCUAUUGAGGAUUGGUCAAAGAACAUGGAGAUAACCUACAGAAGAAAGAUUGCUGCUUUAUCCCGUGUUAACCAUAACAACAUUACCAAUCUCAUUGGUUGUUGUGACGAAGACGAACCAUUCACAAGGAUGAUGGUGUUUGAGUAUGCUCCGAGCGAAAGCUUAUAUGAGCAUCUACAUGUUAAGGAUGUUGAACAUCUUGAUUGGAGUGCAAGAAUGAGCCACGCCUUUGUCUAA